GGGAUGAGGGAAAGCGCGUGGCAUUGAACAUACGAGAUGACAGUACAACAGACAGCAGCACGACAAACAGAGAGCAGCAGUAGUACGACAGGCAUAGCAAGCAACGAGGCAACAAGAUCGUCCGUGAACUCCCAUCCCGCCGUCGAAAUCGAAGCUUGAAUGAGAAGGAACCAGCGGUUGAGUCCAUCGUCGGCCGGUGCGGUGAGCGCACAAAUCUUGAAGAGGAACGCAGAGCGCCUCAAGGGUUCAGGACCGAUGACUAUAACGCUUCAACGCACAUCCAGCUCGAGUCCAGACGCCGCCUCCACUACUCCUCACGGUGGCGCCCGAUCUUGCAGGCCACCGCGCAUGCCGAGGGUGAGUAACAGGGCCAGGCGGAUGACAUGGCGACUUGGACUGAGGUUGCCCCCAACCCCCAAGCCGCCCGGCCAUAGCCGCCAACCCGUGCCCCCACAUACCCGACUCCGAUGAAGAACGCCCCGAAGGACGCCUCGUACGGGGAGCUUGCCAAACAGUCCACGGUUUGAACUGGAGAGAGCCGCCGGGUUAUAUACCCAUGGCGGGGGCAAAGGGAGGUGGCGGUGCGCCGACAGGGGCUUGUUUACUGCAUGUGUUUGUUGAAUUCCGCGACGCGUGGGUGCUUGUUUGGCAGGGACGCGUGA
Messenger RNA from Schizophyllum commune H4-8, 662 nucleotides. RefSeq lists its product as uncharacterized. The record is from RefSeq and is a predicted model, not a curated record. NCBI's taxonomy places the organism in Eukaryota, Fungi, Basidiomycota, Agaricomycetes, Agaricales, Schizophyllaceae. The coding region runs from base 160 to 471 and encodes 103 amino acids. The transcript is spliced from 3 exons.